UUCGUUAUCAAAUCGUCAGUAGUUUAUAAACUGGUUUUUAUCGGAUGUUUAAUGUUAAUUUUUUAAUCAUGAUACUGAGUUAAUGUCGGCUUCACCUAUAUAGUUACAAUCGGCACGAUGAGCGUAUCGAACGAAUUUGCAAAAAGGUGAAAAGGAGUGGCGACGAUGAAAUUACAAACAUACGAUCGUUAUAAUAAAAGGAUAUGAAACGUUGAAAAUAUGGCAACUGCACAAGGUACACCCGAAUCGGAUACAGGGAGCUUCGAAUGCUUCCAAAAUUAUACAGCUCCAGAGGUAUUUAUACAAGGCUUGGCUGGGAUCGUCGAUCAACAGGAUGUAGAAUCUAUGAUAAGAGCCCAGAAGCAAAUGCUACAGAGAUUUGAAAAAACCAACGAGAUGUUAACAAACUGCAAUCAGCUAUCCAUAAAUAGAUUAAAGACUGGUGGUAAUGAGUUCAAAAAACAUACAGCACUUUUGGUGGAAAUGAAAAAGGAUUUGGAUUAUAUUUUUAAAAGAAUUCGUAUUGUAAAAACCAAAUUGAGCCAACAAUAUCCUCAAGCAUUCAAUGAGGCGGUCAGAAGCAGUUUGGCAGAAGAAGUAAUUGUCGAGGAUGUAGACUGCCCUGUAAAACCACUAGAACCUGAAGUUGUACCAUUACCAAGCACACCGCAAAAUAUUACGGAUCGAGAUCCAGAUUCUGAUGUGCCGGUCGAGGAGUUUCAGUUCGCAAAGCUGCGGAAGCGACGAAUAAAGAGCAACGAUAGUUCGUCGACGGAGAGCAACAGCGAUCACAGUAACGCCGACACUUCGUCCCGCACAUCCGACACUGGUUAAAGUACUCGAUCCAGAGAUGUACAGGGAAUAAAAGAGAAACAAAACAAUUUAACGAAAUGACCGAUCAACGAAGAGAAAGUGUUGUCCGAAGAAAGUUAAAUACAUUUACGCGUUAAUAUUACCGCGAAUAUCGUUAACCGACAAUAACAAUGUUCCUCGGUCAAUGGGAAACGAACGACCAGUGUCCAGAAUAUUACGAUUGUUCGGCGUGAAAAAGUAAAAACCUAUUCUCGUAAUCGUAUCAUUGUAAAUCGCUAAAAGCCUGUGAAUUCUGUCAAUGUCGAAUAACGAAUAAAGCACUUGUUUAUACUA
Molecule: messenger RNA, 1146 nt
Organism: Colletes gigas
Lineage: Eukaryota; Metazoa; Arthropoda; Insecta; Hymenoptera; Colletidae
Product: kxDL motif-containing protein CG10681
Exons: 5
Coding region: 220-834 (204 amino acids)
Biological process (GO): lysosome localization
Cellular component (GO): BORC complex
Source: RefSeq, a predicted model, not a curated record